AUGGCUGAUGUUGACGCCCAAGGUGGCUCAUCAAAAGAGUCUCAGCUUCCCACACCUGACAAUACCACACAGAUCAAAAAUGCUGUUGGCUACAGCGAAUAUGUAGCUGGCCUUGACCUCGAAUUCACAGCCUCCGAGGAGCGACGAGCACGAUGGAAGAUCGAUCUUGUGAUUAUCCCAAUCUUUCUCAUCACCCAGGCGGUUCAACAGAUGGACCGGACUGCCCUGAACUACGUCAACCUGUUCGGAUACCAACAGGCGCUGGGGCUGCACGGCAACCAGUUCAACUUCCUCUCAUCGAUGGCCUACGCGGGUUAUUUCUUUGGGCAGUACCCAGCCGGCUGGCUGAUCGGGCGGUUCCCGGCGCAGAGGAUCCUGAGCAUCUCCAUCCUUGCUCUCGGGGUGCUGAUGAUCAUCAUGGCGCAGUGCAUGGAUUACAGCAGUGCGAUGGCGGUACGGUUUUUCACUGGCGUCUUUGUGGGAACGGUCAUCCCCUGCCAAACUCUCAUGACGGGUUUCUGGUUCACACGCCGUGAAAUUCCGCUGAGGCAGUGCAUAUGGUUCUCCGGCCUCGGCUGGGGCGGGAUCGUCGAGUCGUACAUCUCUAUGGGUGUUUCCAAAUUGCCAGAGGGCAUGUCUCCUCCAAAAUGGAAACUGAUAUACUACAUUCUUGGCGGGAUGAGUUUUCUCUGGGGACUAGUCAUCUUUUUCUUCCUCCCGGACAACCCAUCUUCUGCUCCUUUCCUCACACCCAAGGAACGGAUUGUCGCAGUCGCAAGAGUUGCUGGAAACGGAACGGGCAUCAAGAACAAGCACUUCGAUAAGAAACAAGCUUGGCUCGCUUUCUACGACCCCAAAACGAUCCUGUUAUUCGUAUCCAUUGCUGGUGCAGCAAUUCCGAACGCCGUCAUUACUUCAUUUUCGACAGUCAUCAUCAGGGAUAUGGGCUUUAGCACAACUAGGACGACAGCACUGAAGUCAGUUGGGGAUGCCGUUCAAAUUGUCACCCUAUUCAUAGGAGGCGCGGUCACUCUCAACAUUCCAAAUUCUCGGCUGGUGACAGCCGCUGUAGCCGGGGUUAUUUGCACCGUUUGUUCUGCACUGAUGGCAUACCUUCCACGUUCGAACACAUGGGGCCGAUUGGUCUCUUUCUGGCUGGUCAACUUCCAGUCCGUAAGCUACACUAUCAGUUUGACAACGAUAUCCUCCAACAUGGGGGGCUACACGCACAGGGCCGCUGCCAAUGCUGUUAUCUUCACGGCCAACUGUUGGGGUAAUUUUGCUGGGCCAUUCGUAGUAAAUCAGUCUGAGGCGCCAUAUUAUAGGAGCGCAACGAUCGGCCUCUUGGUUGGAUAUUCGAUCAAGCUCGUCUCAUACCUAUUUUCUAUGAAUCGAUAUCGUGAUCGCACGCAGGGGCCGGCAGACAAGCAGAAUAGCGAUGAAGCCGGGAUGCAGGACAAAACCGAGUUCGAGAACCUCAACUUCCGAUAUGUUCUCUGA
Diaporthe amygdali is the source of this 1500-nucleotide messenger RNA. Its product is annotated as mfs general substrate transporter. NCBI's taxonomy places the organism in Eukaryota, Fungi, Ascomycota, Sordariomycetes, Diaporthales, Diaporthaceae. Gene Ontology annotation, cellular component: plasma membrane. The transcript has 4 exons. Gene Ontology annotation, biological process: tripeptide transport; allantoate transport; transmembrane transport. The record is from RefSeq and is a predicted model, not a curated record. Bases 1 to 1500 code for a protein of 499 amino acids. Gene Ontology annotation, molecular function: dipeptide transmembrane transporter activity; allantoate transmembrane transporter activity.